Molecule: messenger RNA, 1014 nt
Organism: Jaculus jaculus (lesser Egyptian jerboa)
Lineage: Eukaryota; Metazoa; Chordata; Mammalia; Rodentia; Dipodidae
Gene: Atp6v0e2
Product: ATPase H+ transporting V0 subunit e2
Exons: 4
Coding region: 120-365 (81 amino acids)
Biological process (GO): proton transmembrane transport
Cellular component (GO): proton-transporting V-type ATPase, V0 domain
Molecular function (GO): proton-transporting ATPase activity, rotational mechanism
Source: RefSeq, a predicted model, not a curated record
GCGGCGCGGGUCCCGCUGCGCAUGCUCGCCGUCCACGGCCUCUCUCCGUGCGCCUGCCUGGAACGCCUGCAGCUCGACCGAGCACCCAGCACCGAGCACCCAGCAUCCAGCACCCAGCCAUGACGGCACACUCCUUUGCCCUCCCGGUGAUCAUCUUCACCACGUUCUGGGGCAUCAUCGGCAUCGCAGGUCCCUGGUUCGUGCCAAAGGGGCCCAACCGCGGAGUGAUCAUCACCAUGCUGGUAGCCACUGCUGUCUGCUGUUACCUCUUCUGGCUCAUUGCCAUCCUGGCCCAGCUGAACCCCCUGUUCGGACCACAGCUGAAGAACGAGACCAUCUGGUAUGUGCGCUUCCUGUGGGAGUAACCAGCUGGCUUCCUGUCCCAGGUGCCCUGUUCUGGAUGGCCUCGUCUCAGUGUCCCUGGUGACCCUUCAACCCCUCCAGCUCCACCCAGAAGCCCGGCUCCUCUGAGCCCUCUCCUGCCAGAGCCAUGGGGUCCACAUCUGUAGGGAUGGUGUGUUUGAACUCACCUUGUCUUCCCAGCCAGUUAGGGACCUCCCACGGAGAAAGCCCUGCUCACCCCAAAUCCCUGUACCUGGCAGUUUUCUCUCCCUCCCAAGCAGAUCCUGGCUGUGGAAGUUGGUCCUGCUGGAAUCUGUCUUUAUUUGGGGGCAGAAGCCAGGUGUCAGCCCAGUCCCAGAAAGGACAUGUGUCUGUGGAGAAAGGACAUGUGUUCCAGGAUGCUCUGAGACAAGGGUGGCUUUUUAUCUCUGUCUCCACCUUGCUAUGAAAGGUCAGGUCAAAUAUUGAUGUCGUAGAGGGACAGUCACACCAAAAACCUGACAUUGGACUGUCAAGAUCAAAACCUGCAUGUUUAGUGUCCUUGGUACCAGUGAAGUCACUUGAUAGCAUGCUCUGCUGGGGGACAGGUCAUUUCCUCAGAAUUUUCUUUUUUUUCUUUUUUGAGGCAAGCCCAGCAGACUGCUUUUUUUUUUUUUAAUGUGAGAGUAGAGA